GCAGUUGGGCAGCGGCGAGGCGAGGCCGGGCGGACCGGACUGGACUGGAGGAGCGGGCGGGCGGGCAGUGAGUAGACAGACCCCGCCGCCGCCACCGCUCCACCAUGGUGAUGCUGAGGAGCGGCGCGACCAUCUGCCUUGACUCCAGCUCCGAGUUCAUGGCCCUGCCCGACACUAACAGCCAGCAUCUCGCCAAGCGAGAGCACAGCUCUUCGAGAUACCUAUUCAGGAAAGUGAAGGAAAGCAGCAAUGGUGAUCUGCUUCCUGCUUUGAAGAGGAAGAUUCAGUUGCACUUAACUGACACUUCCUUGGAUUCAAGUUACAAUGAGAAGAGCAUGGAAGAAUCAUGUGACCAUGGGGUAGAAGUACAGCCAUUUACCAGGCAAUCAGUAAGACUAAAAACAAAAAGGAGCGAUAAAGUCAAGUGUAACAGGUCUGAAAUGGAAGUAGAUGGUGUGCAAGAGGAAGGGGGCACUGAUACGGAAGUGCGACGCAGUUGUCGGCUCCGAAGAAAUCGCUACAAAAACCAAUCUGUGCUCUUUGAUAAACUGAUCACAAACACUGCUGAAGCAGUUUUGCAGAAAAUGGAUGACAUGAAGAAGCUGCGACGUCAAAGAAUGAGAAAAUUGGAGAAUUUGCGAGUACUCAAUGAUACAGAAGAAGUGGAAAAUCUAGACGUGUUUUCGUGUGUGAAAAAGAAAAGAACAACGCAAACAAUAGAUGAAGAAACUACUGAGGAUCAUGAAGAUGCGAGCGGUGAUUUAACUGAAGAGGAAGCUGAAGAUAGAGAAGAUGAGGAUGGUGAGGAGGACACUACCAAGCGUUACUAUUUGCGCCAAAGGAAAGCUGUUGUGAAAUGCCAAACUCCAGAACCUGAAAGAAAACGAACUAUCUUUUAUCAUGGCCCAUCUUCACCUGUAGGGUAUCGAUUUGGUGCUUCAGGCUCUCGUAGUCCUUACUGCAAAAGAAAAAUAAUCAGACGAAGACAUGCAAUACAUAGUAGUGAUUCAACCUCCUCUUCAUCUUCUGAUGAGGAAGAGGGGCACUUUGAGAGACGAAGAAACAAUACGAGGAACAGAGCACCUUUGAGAUGUCUCCCACUGAACAUUAGGAAAGAUGACAUGAAAGGAAUUCACAAAGAUCGGAUGAAAAUAGGUGCUAGCCUGGCAGAUGUGGAUCCAAUGCAAAUUGACACUUCUGUUCGUUUCAAUAGUGUGGGUGGACUUACAAACCAUAUUGCUGCACUGAAGGAGAUGGUGGUUUUUCCAUUACUUUAUCCUGAAGUCUUUGAGAGGUUUAAGAUUCAGCCUCCAAGAGGCUGCUUAUUCUAUGGUCCUCCUGGGACUGGGAAAACCCUUGUUGCCAGAGCCUUGGCUAAUGAGUGCAGUCAAGGAGAUCAACGAGUGUCCUUCUUCAUGCGAAAAGGUGCAGACUGCCUCAGUAAAUGGGUUGGGGAAUCUGAACGACAACUUCGGUUACUUUUUGAUCAGGCUUAUCUUAUGCGUCCUUCAAUUAUUUUCUUUGAUGAAGUGGAUGGCUUGGCUCCUGUUCGUUCUAGCAGACAGGAUCAGAUACAUAGUUCCAUAGUUUCUACUUUGCUGGCUUUGAUGGAUGGACUGGACAGUAGAGGAGAGAUUGUAGUGAUAGGGGCCACAAACAGAAUGGACUCAAUUGAUCCUGCUUUAAGAAGACCUGGACGAUUUGAUAGAGAAUUUCUUUUUGGUCUCCCAGACAGAGAUGCCCGUAAAGAGAUACUGAAAAUUCAUACCAGGGACUGGAAUCCAAAACCAUCAGAUGCAUUUCUCCAGGAACUGGCAGAGAAGUGUGUGGGCUAUUGUGGUGCUGAUAUUAAAUCCGUCUGUGCUGAAGCUGCCCUGUGUGCCUUGCGUCGCCGGUACCCCCAGAUUUAUGUUACCACUGAGAAAUUGCUGCUGGAUGUAUCUUCUAUAAACAUCAUGGCACGAGAUUUUGUGAAAGCCAUGCAAAAGAUCACACCUGCUUCUCAGCGAACAGUGACCUCUCCUGCACAGGCACUGUCGUUUGUUGUCAGGCCGCUCCUGGAGAACACCUUCAAGAGAAUUCUAAAUGUAUUGGAAAAGAUUUUCCCACAUGCAGGACAAGACUUGAAAAAGAAUGAAGAGAUCGAUGGUUUAAGCCACAUACUUAAUGAUGGUGUCUACAGUGAUGACGAAAGUCCAUCUGCUUUUGAAAAUGAACUACAUCAAAAAACAGCCAGUAAGCAGACACAUGGUGGAUCUUUCCUCAGUUACAGCCGGUGUGCCUAUCACCAGCCAACAUCUUACAGACCAAGGCUACUGCUGACCGGGGUACGGGGUUCAGGUCAGAGUUCUCAUCUUGCCCCUGCAUUGCUUCAUGAUAUGGAGAAAUAUGCAGUACAUACACUAGAUCUUGCAGUGUUAUAUGGUGUUAGUACCACAUCACCCGAAGAAACCUGUGCAAUGUUGUUCCGAGAAGCUCGAAGGACAGCACCAAGUAUACUGUACAUUCCUCACAUCGAUCAAUGGUGGGAAUCGGUUGGAGAAACCUUAAGAGCAACUUUCAUUUCAUUACUUCAAGAUAUUCCCUCAUUUACCCCAAUCUUGCUGCUUGCAACAUGUGAUGUUCUACAAAAUGAACUGGCAGAAGAGGUAAAAGAACUGUUUGCCCACCUUUCUGGAGAGGUUUUCAAUGUUCCACUUCCUAACUCUGAAGAAAGAAAGAGUUUUUUUGAAGACCUAAUACUGAAACAGGCUGCAAAGCCCCCUUCAUCCAAAAGGAAAGCUAUCCUUCAGGCUUUGGAAGUCCUUCCAAUUGCACCACCACCAGAACCCCAGCGUCUCUCUGAGAUGGAGCUGAAGCAGAUAGAAGAGGAGGAGGAAGGCACUUUACGGGAGCUCAGGCUCUUCCUUCGAGAAGUCACGCACAGACUGUCAAACGACAAACGUUUUAGAGCAUUCACCAAGCCCGUCGAUGUAGAGGAGGUUUCAGACUAUUGCACAGUUAUAAAACAGCCAAUGGAUCUCUCGACCAUAAUGUCAAACAUUGAUCUGCAUAAAUACAUGACUGUAAAAGACUAUCUGCAUGACGUAGAGUUGAUCUGCAAUAAUGCACUGGAGUAUAAUCCGGAUAGAGAUCCUGCUGAUCGUAUGAUCAGACACCGAGCCUGUUCUUUGAAAGACACUGCCUAUGCAAUUAUGAAAUCCGAACUUGAUGAAGAAUUUGAAAAACUCUGUGAAGAAACUCAAGAAUCCCGAAGAAACAGAGGUUGUUACUCUUCCAAAUAUGCACCCACAUUUUAUCACGUGCUACCAAAGAAUUUUACCACAGAGAAUAAAAAGUUAGAUCCAGAGUAUUCCUCUCAAAGAAUUGCGUUAUCCUCACCGGUAUCUUCAAGUACACCUUCAACUUCAUCUCAUUCAAAAAGGAGAUAUCGAAGUAGUAGGUGGUAUCGUGGCAUAUAUAAAUAUAAACGCAAGAGAUCUACACAAAACAGUAUUUCUGAGGACGCUGACGGUGAAGAUGUAAUUGAGGGUACAGAAAAUCACCAUGAUUCAAGACUAGAUGAGACGCACUGCAACAAAGAUGUCUUCCUGGAAACUCAAAAGCAACGUCUCCAUAAUGGGUAUAGCCAUGUAAAAUUAACUGAGGAGAUCACUGAUGAGCUGCCUGACGCACUUAUAUCUGCCGGUGAAAGUUUAUGCAAGAAGAAAAAGCUUUGUACCAAUGAAACAAAAUGGGAAGAAAAUGAACUGGGUAAUGGGGAUUGUCAUAAAAAACAGCAACUUGUAACAAGUGAGCACAGGGAAAAGAAGGGAGACAAACCAUAUCAUUCCCCAGAUGAUUGCUCUAUUUCACAUAUGACACGGAGCAAGCGAGUCCAGGUCGAACAACAGCAACACAUUAAUGUUGAGAAGGCAAUGAUGGUCCUUUCUGAUCAUACUACUCCCGUAAUAGUAGAUCAUGUAAGGCUAAUGAAUCUCUGGAAAUGGAUUACUCUGAAAAGUGAAGGAUUCACUGUAACUCAUCUUGAAAAGUUGUAUGCAGUACUCAGUCAAUGCAUCUAUUGCCAUCGUAAAGAGUUUGAUAAGACAGUGUUAAUAAAUGAAAUGGAAAAUGAAGUGAGGAAGAUAAGUCAGUCUUGAUCACUCUGAAUAUGAAUGUAUUUUGAAUAGAGUUUCUAGUCCCUGUUUUGGACAGGUUCCAGUUUUUUUAAUAUAAUGUUAAUGGUUAUAACAAUUUAAAGCUAUUCACAUUUAUUUACCAAAGCAAGUUAUAUCUUGAAUGUAAAUAUAUUCCAGCAAAAAUGAAGUGUUAUGUUGAACUGAAGCUUUUGCUAUGUUUAUAAUUGCUAUAUUUUGUAAUUUGAGUAAAAUAAAUUUUGAUUAAAGAA
This is a messenger RNA of Leucoraja erinaceus (little skate), 4390 nucleotides long. RefSeq names its product ATPase family AAA domain-containing protein 2-like. Gene Ontology annotation, molecular function: ATP hydrolysis activity; histone binding; chromatin binding. The record is from RefSeq and is a predicted model, not a curated record. Gene Ontology annotation, biological process: positive regulation of transcription by RNA polymerase II. Lineage: Eukaryota; Metazoa; Chordata; Chondrichthyes; Rajiformes; Rajidae. Gene Ontology annotation, cellular component: nucleus.